Anthonomus grandis grandis is the source of this 8943-nucleotide messenger RNA. RefSeq lists its product as uncharacterized. NCBI's taxonomy places the organism in Eukaryota, Metazoa, Arthropoda, Insecta, Coleoptera, Curculionidae. The transcript is spliced from 20 exons. Gene Ontology annotation, biological process: transcription by RNA polymerase III. The coding region runs from base 3871 to 7458 and encodes 1195 amino acids. Gene Ontology annotation, cellular component: transcription factor TFIIIC complex. Gene Ontology annotation, molecular function: protein binding. The record is from RefSeq and is a predicted model, not a curated record.
AUUGGCAACACUGGUAUCGAGUCGAAUUGUAUGUACGAGAACUUGAACAAGAAUAUGUAAAACGCAUGAAGACUUAAAAUAUUUAAUUUAAGCCCCUUUGCCUCCACCUAUAACUUAUACAUUUAUUUGGCAAGAAAUUACCAUUUGAAUAAGAAAAAUAAAUAUUGAAGACCAUUUUACCGGAAACAACAUGGAAAGCGGUCCUGAAAAACCUAAGAAUUCAAUAGUUUUAUCAGUUGAAGACCUAACUAGACUUGGUGUUAAAGUAGACUCUCUCCCAACAGCUAGUGGAGAACAACUUUAUAAUGGUAAGCAUCCUGAAAAUGCUAAAGGGAAUUUAUUAUAUACAUUAGAGGUGUCUCCUCAACAGUUAGAAGUUGCUAAAGCUGCAGGUAAAACUUUCAAAACUACCAUGGACAUUCCUGUGACUAACAGCCUAAAAGCAAAUUUUGUUCCUGUGCCAAGAAAAACUGUACAAAUUAUUAGUAAUGAAAAAGUGUUCAUUCCAAAAAAAGAUUUACAACGUUUUAUUCAACCUAGAGUUGAGAAAUUUAUAACUGCUCAGUCACAAGUGGGACCACAUAUCAGUAAGAACAGUAAUAUACAAUUUUCUAGGAGUAAUUUAAAAGCUCCAAAACUCUCUAAAGCAACUCAAGAAUGUAAAGAACCAUAUGCAAAAAAGCUAGCUGUGAAUGCUGAAGAAGUAAAAAAGGUUAGAAAUAAUUUGAGUAAAAUAUUAGCCACAGCAAAAGCUUUUAAACCAAGUGUACCUAGGGAAGAGAAAAUGAAUGAUAGUGCAUUAGAUAUCAACACUGGAAAUGCAAACAACAUCCUGCCUAAAAAUAAGCUUGAAGUUGUGAGACAUACCACUUUAGAAAAACAUAAUUCAGAUGAUGAAGAUGUAUUUGAAGAAUAUUUGAAGGAACACCCUGAGGCUAAGAAUAUUGAAGUUGACGCUGAAGAUACCAGUGAUCCAUUUGAAGAAUACUUGCUCCAGAACAAUAAUCUUACUCCUAUAAUAAAAUCUACUGACAAGAAGUUCGAUAUGGUUAAUUUGAUUGAUGACAAUUGUAUAAACAAAAAUGGUAAUUUUGUAGAUAUUACUAAGAAGAUCCUGGCCAGCGAACGCGAGGAAGUAGAGGAAUCCUUUCAGCCUAAGGAUUUUUUAGAAUCCAAAGACAUCAGUUCUAAAAAUGUCAACCAAAAAUCUGUAAAUUGUGCCCCUAUUGUCUCCCAAGGUGAAGACAUUGACUGUUUUGAAGAAUAUUUCUUACAACAUAGUCAAUCUAUUGAUUCUAUAAACAAAAAUGAUUUUAUAGAUAUUACUAAGACCUUAGCCAGUGGAUAUAAAGAAGUAGAGGAAUCCCUUCAGGAUAUCGAUUUUCUAGAACCUAAUGAUAUCAGUUCUAAAAAGUUCAACCAAGAAUCUGUAAAUGGCGCCCCUAUUGUCUCCCAAGAUGAAAGCAUUGACUGUUUUGAAGAAUAUUUAUUAGAAAAUAAUCAAUCCAUUGAUUCUCCAAAUCAAAUAUCAAAUAUGGAUGUUGAUGAUAUAGAUAACAUAUUUGAAACAUGCUUAGGUGAAAAUAAUCGUGAUAUUCCUGUAGAAAGCAAUCAAACUUCAAUUGAAAUAGUGACAAAUGAGCAAAUAAAGAAAACACAUGAGAAAACUCCACAACUAGAAACUGAUAUUGAUUAUGUGUGUAGCUCAACUGAUUUAACUAAGGUAGAGUUGAAUUAUUUUUCUUUCUUCAAUGAGCCAAAUUUAUCUGAAAGUCCUAUUCCAAGAGUAAAAAAGCCUUGGGGUGUAAGAAGAAUGAUAAGUAGCCAAGAAAUAAAGGAAAUUACACACAGUAACAAAGACCCAGAGUUAUCAAUUAGCACUAAACAUGACAGUAAUUAUAAAUUAGCACCAGAAAAAAGGAUGGACACAGUUGAUAACACUAAUAACUUAACAAAAUCAAGCCGUAAAGCAAGGAAGAGAAAAUUGGUUGAAAGUCAACCUCAGUCACAACCAAAUGCUGAACAUAAACUAGAGGAAAAUCCUGCAAUUAAAUUUUCUUCUAAAGCAACAAAUAAAGCUAAACAUAAAAAACAACUGGGUACUAUAUCUGCAGAUGAUGAAAAACAAGUAAAAAAAUCUGGUGCUAACGCAAAGAAGAAUAAAGGAUAUCAAAGGAGGAAAAGACAGAAAGCUACAGUAAAGGAGAAAAUGAAAACAAAUAAAAUACAAAAAAAGGCAAUUAGUCCAAAGCAAAUAAAGAUUUUAAAUGGUGAAGUGAUGAAACAAUAUCAAAGGAAGAGUGUACAUAAAAUUAUAGUAAAUAAUACAUUAGUUAAAAGUUAUGGGUCAGUCGCUCCUUUGUCUACGCAAGAAAAUAUAAAUACUUUUAUUUUAAAGAGUAGCACAAAUAACCAAAAGAAUUACCUGAUAACCAAUUACCAGACCUCUACCGAUGCUAUACCAAAAGAGAUUAAAAUUAUUGGGUCACAGAACAAUUUAAAAUCACCUGUGGAGGAAACAGUAGAAAGUCAAAAUGGUAACCUCCAAGCUUCUUCAGAAAGUGAUGAUCAAGUGGAUACUGAGUUUCUAAAAACAAAAAGUGAUUGUGUAGAUAUUCAACUAGAACCCUCAGUGAAUAUUCAUAAGGACACCACCAAACUACCUGGGUUUAAUUCUCUUAAAGAAUCAGUCACAAAAGCAAAAAAAACUGAUGAAAAAAAACAAGUUAUUGAUAUAGCAGCUGGUGAAAGUGCUUAUAUGAAUGACAUAAUAGAAAGGGAGAAUAUUGAGAAAUAUGAGUUUGCUCUAGAUGAUGAUUUUUUAAAACAGUUAGGAUUUCCAGUAUCUGCAGAACCAAUAAAAUUAGAUAUUGAUGAUAAUGACUCUGACAAAUUUCAUGGGUUUAACAGAACUGAAACUGAUAAUUGUGUAGUGAAUCAUGAAAGAUUAAAAGGCUUUCUAGAUAUCAACAUGAAUACUGUUAAUUCAAAAUGUAAGCAACUGGCCAUACAUGAAAAUUUAAAUGACAGACAGUACGCCUGUAAUUUUAAGAUCCCCAAAGAACCAUCCAAAACAAAAGUAAUCCUUUCUAAAGCCAACAGCACUUUGGAAUGUAAACAAGUGAAUUUAAAUUUGGAACCACUUAAUACUAAAAACAAUCAAGUAAAGUGUUCAGAUUUUGAUGAUGAACAUCAACAUAUGAUUCAAGAAAAGUCCUUAGGAAUAAAUGUUUCAGCUAUUGCAGAUGUCAUAAAAUCUAAAUUAAGAACAAGAGCCAAUACAAAAAUGAGUCAAACAAGAAAGUCAAAUGUUGCACCAGUAAGGAAAGGUUCUAAAUCAGUUAAAAUUAUACAAAGUUCAUCAGAUGAUAACUCUAAGCCAAACAUUCUUAACAGUAAAAUAGGAAAAAAAUUAAAAGGAAUUAGUGACAUGACUAAAGGCAGCAAUGAUAAUUUGUUUAUUGAAGAUGAUAGCAACUUCCGUUUGAAGACCAGAAGUAAUUCUAAGAAACCCUUUAAUAAUGAACUGGCUAGUUGUGGGGAAGUUCUACAAAAUAAUGCCAGUCAUUGUUAGUUAAGUUAAGAGUGAGAUGGAACUAUUCCUUAGAGGAUGAAGAUUCCAAACAAUCGUCACAUAAUAAAAAUAAUAAAUCUUUGAAAAAAAAUAAGCAUUCCAAAAAUAAAAUAUCUCGCAGUGAUAAGGCCUUAAAAACUAAUUUAGUGUUAUCUCAAAAUACUGCCAUAGAUAAUACAGGAUUUGAUUCAAAGCUGCAAGAACAUCAGGAUAAGUUCCCUGGUAACAAAAAAUCUCAUCCAGAUGAAUCACCUCCAUCUGUAACAAAAAAUAUUAAUGAGGCAAAAGCGUCAAUAAUGUCUAACAAUCUUAAUAGUUCAUCUAUAAAGAGGCGUUUGGAAUCCAGUAACGAAAGUGAUGAAUCAACUCCUAAAAAAAGCAAGAAGUUAUGGAAUAAAAUUAAAGUACAAGGUAAUAGUGUUCCUGAAAGCUCAGAACUAGCUGACACUAAACCUAAUUUAAAUGAGUCUUCUUUGGCUACAUCUGAAAUUGUAGAUCCUCAUGAAGAAAAUACAGAUGUUCCCAAAAAGGGUAGAAAGGGUCGACCUUGUAAGGUAGAUAACGAAUCAAAAUUUGAGAUCCCUUUAUUCGAUACAUUUCCUUCGAUAGAUAUGUCUGAAGUAUCUGGCGAUAAGGUACCUAAGAAGAAAAGAGGUCGUCCAAGAAAGAAUCCUCUAUCUGAAGACGAGUGUGAGAUAGCAGAAAACAAAGAGCCAUCAAAAAUCAAGUCUGCGAUAAGUAUAGAAGGACAAGAUGAUGCUGAAAGUAGUGCUAUUACUGAUAUGGAAACUGAGGAUGAUGAUGCGGAAGAGAAUAAUAGUUGGAAGUUUGCAAACGAAGAUAUUUUGCAGCAGAUUUUAAAUGAUGAAAUGGUUAAAAGUACUGGGGAAAAGGGGGCCGAUGGCUCAGCUAAAAAGGGAAGGAGGCCAAAGUUUAGUAAAGAUUUGGAAGAUGCAGACGGUACAUCCAUUUGUGCAGUUUGUAAUGAAUCGAUGCCAAACGGAGAUUGGUUAAACCAUAGAAUGCAGGUUCACUAUAACCUUACGUGGCGAAAAGGAGAUCUGGCCAUUGAUGUAGCGGACCAAGGCAUAGUGCAAAAGGCAUUCAAGGAAGUUAAAACUGCCCAGAAAUAUUUACAAUGUUUUAAGUGUUCCUUUAAAACUAACAACGUUAAUGAUUUCGGCAAACAUUUAGAGGCAUGUUAUGAGAUUGUGAAAGAUGGGCAUGUUACUUGUGCGGUGUGUAAUCGCAAGGUCAGCGCGAAAACCUGGCAUCUGCAUAGAUAUAUGAAGCAUAACAACUUGGCAUGGAGGAUUGGAGAUACACCUCUGGACUUACAAGACAAAAGCUUAGUCCUGAGAAUCUUCCAAGCUAUAUAUAAAUCCCGAAAACCGUUGCGUUGCGAGAUUUGUAACCUCCAGAAAAAGUCGACCAUGGGUUAUAUUUCCCAUAAGGUCCAAUGCAUAGCAUCGCUGUCGAACAAGUGUUCGAAAGUAUCAUGCGAGCUUUGCGGAAGAUACGUCCUACCGGUCAGCAUGGAGUAUCAUAUGAAACAAUUACACAAUACGUCGAACGAGUCUGCGUUAGACAAGAUGACGGGUGAAAAUUUUCCUGAAGACAAUCUGAGUGGACCGAGAAAGGCUGCGGAAAAUGCUCUGGAAGUAAUCCAGAAAAUCAGCAAUAGCGAAUCAAAAAUGUACUGUCUUGUAAAAGACUGCGAAUUCCGAAAUUACCGCAUCACAAAAGCUUUGAAAAAUCUUAAUGCAGAUUUGCCGGAAGUUACUUGCCUAUUUCCUAAUUGCGAUUUUAAAUGCCUCACUGACAAAAUGUAUACUAUCGCGAAACAUUUGGAUACUUGUCCUUAUAAACCUAUGAAGCAUUAUAUAUGUAAAUCAUGCCUUGUUUUUUUCGAACAUGAACUCGAGGCUCAAACCCAUUGUCAGGAUAUGCACAAAGCAGAAACGGGCGGCAAUGACGAUCUAAAUUUUGUACAAGAGUUAGAAGACUGUAAAGAAGACAUAUUGGUAGAAACGGAACAAGCCGAAAAAGGCAAAUUAAGGGGGAAAAAUAGGGUUGCGGUUACCAAAAAUCCUUUACGCGCUACCGGAAAACCGUUGUUUUUGAGUUUCAGUUUGCAAGAACUGCCUUCCAAUAACUUAGUUUACUAUCAAGCAUUCCCUUGGAUGUAUAGUUUCUGUGAAAAAAAUUUCAAUAACCCAAACUUAUUUGAGAAUUUUCGAAACAACCGGCCGUGGCAAGUACUAGACUGUGAUUUACUUAAUAAAUAUUUACCCCACCACCAUGAAUCCUGUGAUAUUAGCGUAAGAGCCUUAGAUAUAAGAAAGAAAAAUCCGGAUCCGCCGGUAUUUAGGAAAAUGGAUUUAUUUGAAAGUUGCAGUUUUUAUGAAGGUGAAGCAACAAUUUUUUGCGGCGGUCCUAUAACAGCCAUGGCAUGGAUGCCCACCCCAUACAAUAUAGAAACUAUGAACCAAAUAGUGGCAGUGGCAGUGACUAAAAAUGCGGAAGCAGUAUACAACGCGCACGAAAACUAUAACGAACCGUGUAUAAUUCAGUUUUGGAAUUGUGGCCCUUUAAAUUCACAACAGGUAAAGAGUAAACCUAUUGCACCCGAGUUAUUAUAUGGCUUAGCACUAAACGCAGGUCCGGUAUGGGACAUCGAAUGGUGCCCAUCUGGUUGCCUUGAUAUUGUUCCGAUUAGAGAAAAUGAACCAUCCAGACUGGGACUCUUAGCUGUGGCCACGUGUGAUUCCCUAGUUUACAUUUAUAGUGUUGACGAUGUGAAAAAUGAGGAUGACAGGGGUGUCAUUUAUAAAGCCGACCCACUUAUUAAGUUACAGUUAAGGAUAGAAAAGUGUUCUACUGUCCAAGACUAUUAUGCCACAAAGAUAUCGUGGACGAAAGCCAGCGAACAUAGAUACGUUGCAGUAGGUUACUCCAAUGGAAUAAUUGCAUUAUACAAUUUACUCUCAUAUUCUGCGUCCCCUUUAUUUCACUCAAAAGAAUCCUCGGGACCCCACGUAAUUUUUUCGUGUAACAGUUUUCAAGCACAUUCUGCAUCAGUAACAGGUCUCGUUUUAAAUAAUUUACUUGGAGGUAACCGGUGGUGUUGCUCCACAUCCUCAGACAAAACGUUGAUAUUUUGGGACUUGGAGUCCAAUACUGUACAAUCGGAAUCGGGAUGUCUUAAAAAAUUUGGUUUGUCUGACGUGGUGUGGCCAACUUUAUGGCCAGUGGUUUUCGCUACGAAAGAUGAAGCUAAUGUCAACAAGAAUACACCAGCAACGAUAGUAUCAAAAUCAAUACGUAAUUGUUACGUACUUCGAGAGAAUACAAUUAAUAUUAGCGACAGCAUUUGCGGUUUGAGGGCCAUUUCUUUUAGCGAUUGGCUGAACGCGGUUUUGUUUGGCGGCACUUCUGGAGAAGUAUCUGCCCAGUUUACUCAGAGGUUAAUUCACGGGGCCGAUCGUCUACCCAAAAGGAAGAACGUAUGUUUGAAAUAUGUAUUUUCCAACACCAAACUGACUACCAAAACCUAUCCGGUAGAUUUGAGCAAAGAAGUAACAUACGAGAAUAUCAUAGAUCAGUAUGCCAUCGAGUUUAGAGAUUUCAAUUCGAAACAUCUGGCAUUUUUGCCAAGUCACAAGGAUAAAACACUGGACCGGGCGGAAAUUGACAGUUACAACAUCCACAAGUAUCCAUUAAACGCGGUGAACAAAUUGGCGACGAACCCGAACUGUCAGGCGUAUCCUUAUUACGCUGUCGGAUAUCAGGCUGGGUUUUUAAGAAUUCGAUCGAUAGAAUGUUUAAAGACGGCUUUUAAGCCUUUGAGGGUACCAGGACACGAUUUUGCAAUGAACUUUUAACUCGUUAAGCAUUUUUCGUCAUGUCCAUAAUUAUGCAGAGUGUCCGCUAAAUGAGGGUACAAUGCUUAAACACAAAAUCCCUGGCCAAAAAUAGGACGAUUAGGCCAACCUUACCUAUAUCAAGGCGGCUUCGUUUGGCCGCUAGAGGGGGCCAAAGUCAGAGAGUAAAAUUAAAAGGUUUUUUUUAUUAGCGCCUACGUCGAUUUUUACCAAAUUUGGGGUGGUUAGUAACAACAUAAAUUGACGUAUUUUGACAUAGUGCCAUGUUGUUCAUAAAUAAAUGCAAAGGUAUAAAUGACUUAAAUUGCUUUUAAGAUAUUAGGUGGCUAAUUAAUUUUAAAGCGUUUUCGUUUCUUGCAAAAUUUUCGUCCGAUGUUCAGUUGUGGCGGUUAAUAUCCUCUUCAGACCCAGACGACAAAAGUGCAAUUUUUAUUUGGUUCACUUGGACUUAACUAGGGCACCAUCUUAAGCUAAUAAUUAUCCCAAUCGUACUUGACCCACCAUAGUGGGCGCUAAAAUAUUUUGCACACAAAUGUGUAUCUUGGGUCCAUAUAUUCUUUAAACUCGCGAAUAAUCUGCACGUCUCUAUAUCCAUGGCUUUUGGUAGAUGCCGAGCUUUUGAUUUUGCGACUUCAGGAGGAGGUAAAGGCACCCUUCCAGGCCGACCCGGUAAUUUUUUCGCGUUAUAGGUUCAAAAGACUCAUCUUCAGAUUCUGCAGUUGAUAUUCCUUUAAUUAGUGCUUCCGCGAUGCGCAUUUUAAAUCCAAUUAAAUCUAGAAUGUCAAUCUUUUUGACUUUUAAUAUUUCACAGUCACUCCUACACUGAUUCCAUGAGUUGACUACUGCACAAUCCAUGAAGUGUUCAAACACUCAUAUUGGCCAUUUUUUCCCAACAUCUAUAAGCUGCAAUUAAUCGAUUCAGUUAAUCAACCUUUCCCAUAAAUUCAUAGAGUCCAUAAAAUGAGAGAAUAUGCCGGUGACGUCAGACUUCGCGCAUCUAAGCUGGCUAUCGUUAAGCGUAGAAGCGUGGAAUUCUAGCAGAUAGUUUAUGACUAAACAAUCAGUGCCGGGGGUGUAUUGUGUUAAAAUAUUAUUAAAUAAAUGGGGUUUAAAAUACUGUUAAAUAAAUUUAAACUUUUCUUUGCUUUAUUUAUGCGUAUGUGGAUAUAAGUGUUAGCUUUACAUACAUAUAUUACUUUAGAUACUCAAAAUAACGUUUACGAUACGUGUUAAAGAAAUACAUAUGUUUUUUUUUAUACUCAUUAUGAUACGAACAUUAUUUGAUAUUCAUUAAUGUAAUCAUCAUUUAAGAUUAUGUCCUUUGAAAUACUUUUGUUUAAAAAUCAGUUGAAAUCUUAAAAUAUAAAAAAAAAAUAUUUAAAACAAAAAUUAAUUUUUAAAAUAUGUUUUAAAACAUCUAUUUCUUUUCUUUCUUCAGCUAUUAAAUAUAUUAAAAAUAAAACUCCACAUAAGGGUAUAUAAAUU